This is a messenger RNA of Brenthis ino (lesser marbled fritillary), 417 nucleotides long. The record is from the annotation of a GenBank genome assembly. Lineage: Eukaryota; Metazoa; Arthropoda; Insecta; Lepidoptera; Nymphalidae.
AUGAUUUGGGACGUCGUGAGAAAACUUUCAAAGCGUUGUCAGGUUGCUGAGCGUAAAUCCAGUGCAAACUAUAGAAAUGAACAUAAGAAAUGUUUUAGUUCACACGACAUGCAGGGAUUCGAGCCGCUACACCGUGAUAGAUAUGGAGGCCUACGUAAGUGGAUGACACCACAGGCUGAAGAACUCUCCACUAAAGUUCUACAUAAAGGACUUACUCCGGAUGGAUGUACACGACCUCUUCUUCAAGAGCAACUGUGUUGUGAUAAAGUCAUCGAUCAAUCAUCCUACAUGGAUUCUGAAAAAGAUGAUACAGACUAUGUUCUAAUGCAAAUGCACAAAAGCAAAGUAACUUUAGCUAGAAGUCAAAGAAGAUUUGAGAAUACUAAAGAUAUUGGAACUGAUGCUGAAAACAAGGAA